This is a messenger RNA of Thamnophis elegans (Western terrestrial garter snake), 2929 nucleotides long. RefSeq names its product nicotinamide phosphoribosyltransferase (gene NAMPT). The record is from RefSeq and is a predicted model, not a curated record. NCBI's taxonomy places the organism in Eukaryota, Metazoa, Chordata, Lepidosauria, Squamata, Natricidae. Gene Ontology annotation, biological process: NAD+ biosynthetic process. Gene Ontology annotation, molecular function: nicotinamide phosphoribosyltransferase activity. The transcript is spliced from 11 exons. The coding region runs from base 155 to 1636 and encodes 493 amino acids.
GUCCCGGAGGGAGCGCUAAAGCGAGAGGCGGCGGAGCCCCUUUUGCUGCCUUUGCUUUGCGCCUUCAGCUCGGGGGGCCGCCGGCGAGGCGCACCUUGGACGCGGUGCCCUUCAGCUUUCCCCCCCGCCGCCCUUACGCCUCCUCCGGACCAGCAUGGAAAGCACCCCGCUGGCAGCCGAGUUCAACAUCCUCCUGGCCACCGACUCCUACAAGGUGACACAUUACAAACAGUAUCCUCCCAACACAACUAAAGUUUAUUCAUACUUUGAAUGUCGUGAAAAGAAGACGGAGAACUCCAAAUUAAGGAAGGUCAAAUACGAGGAAACGGUUUUUUACGGAUUGCAGUACAUACUUAAUAAAUACUUACAAGGCAGAGUGGUAACCAAAGAGAAAAUACAGGCAGCCAAAGAAGUAUACAGGGAACAUUUUCAAGACGAUGUCUUCAAUGAAACAGGAUGGACCUAUAUUCUUGAGAAGUAUGAUGGCCGUCUUCCUAUUGAAAUAAAGGCUGUUCCCGAGGGAUUUGUCAUUCCCAGAGGAAAUGUACUUUUCACAGUUGAAAACACGGAUCCAAAUUGUUACUGGCUCACAAACUGGAUUGAGACCAUUCUUGUUCAAUCAUGGUACCCCAUCACCGUCGCUACAAACUCCAGGGAGCAGAAAAAGAUACUGGCGAAAUACUUGUUGGAAACCUCAGGCAGUUUAGAAGGACUGGAAUACAAGCUUCAUGACUUCGGUUACAGAGGCGUCUCUUCGCAAGAGACGGCCGGAAUCGGAGCGUCGGCACAUUUGGUGAACUUCAAAGGCACGGAUACGGUAGCCGGAAUUGCUUUGAUUAAGAAGUAUUAUGGCACAAAAGACCCCGUUCCGGGUUAUUCCAUUCCGGCUGCUGAACACAGUACUAUAACAGCUUGGGGGAAAGACCACGAAAAAGACGCUUUCGAACAUAUUGUGACCCAGUUCUCUUCAGUGCCUGUAUCUGUGGUCAGCGACAGUUACGACAUUUACAAUGCUUGCGAAAAAAUCUGGGGUGAGGAUUUAAGGCAUUUGAUUGAGUCGAGAAGUGCAAAAGCUCCCCUCAUUAUCCGGCCAGAUUCCGGAAACCCUCUUGACACCGUGCUGAAGGUUUUGGAAAUUUUAGGAAAGAAGUUCCCCAUUUCAGAGAAUUCAAAAGGUUAUAAAGUGUUGCCACCUUACCUCAGAAUUAUUCAAGGAGACGGUGUGGAUAUCAACACAUUGCAAGAGAUCGUGGAGGGCAUGAAAAAGCAGAAAUGGAGCAUUGAAAACAUUUCCUUCGGCUCAGGUGGAGCCCUUCUGCAGAAAUUAACCAGAGAUUUAUUGAACUGCUCGUUCAAAUGCAGUUACGUGGUUACUAAUGGCCUUGGGGUUAACGUCUUCAAAGAUCCCGUCGCCGAUCCCAACAAACGUUCAAAGAAAGGAAGGUUGUCUUUACACCGAACGCCGAACGGAGACUUCGUUACGCUAGAAGAAGGCAAAGGGGAUUUAGAAGAAUAUGGACAGGAUUUCCUUCACACGGUGUUUAAAAACGGCGUAGUAACGAAGAAGUACUCCUUCGACGAAAUCAGACAAAAUGCCAAGUUGAAGACAAAUGAAUUUUCCGCGGCGUCUCACUAAAGUUUCAUUCCAUGUUGGUAUAUGUGCAACAAUUAUGUACUGAUAUUGGUUUCUUGUAGAGAUCUGUGUGUUUGUAUUUGCCACCUCCUAGCCAAAUUAUUUGUUGGUUUAUGGACAUCAAUGCCCUAUUAUGUUUUUCCUUUUAAUUUUUGGCCAGUCUAAAAUUGACAUAUUUACAGCCGGAAACCUUGUAAUUGUAGAGCCCUUUGCUAGUCGUGAAUCAAUCCAGUCCGGAUCUCAAUGAGAACAGUGAUGAGAUGUUUUAUAAAUAAAUGAAUAUAUCUAUAUAUAUCUAUAGAUAUAGAUAUAUAUAGAUAUAUAGAUAUAUAUAGUAGCAUAUCGCAAAAGAAAAUUUACCGAAUAAUAUCAUCGCUUUAUGUUUAUAAUUAACUUGUAUUUUUGUACAAAACGGAGAUUGUGUAAAAUAUAUUUAAAAAGUUUCAAUAUUUCCGUCUUUCCAACUUUUUCGUGAUUUUUACGAGCACAGACUUUCAAGGAAAUAACCGGGGUGGGAUGGGGAAGAAAAUUCACUGCCUUCUUUUUUUUGUCCAUUGAUCAGCAAAUAAAACAUGGCCUUAAGUUUUAUCGUGAAAAAUUGUCCUGUUUGGAAGUUUUAAUCAGGAUAACUCGCUCACAACUCCGGGGGAGGGGGGGGGGAAACCCACUCUCAGUUGUUCUGUCAUUAAAAGUCCGAUUUUUUGUGUGCAUCCACCCAAUUUAUGCAACCACCGAAAUGGUCUGAUACAUGACUUCUAUAAAUGCAAAACUUUAUUUAAGGAGGAGGAGAUAAAAUAUUCACGGGAUGCCAAAUAAUGAGUAAUUUAUUGUUUUAAAAAAAUUGCCAGGUUUGUCUCUCUCUCUUCAACAGGGAAGCUGCAGUCAUGAAUUUGGUGUAAAAUCCCAUUUGAAAUUUAAUGGGAUUUAUUUUCAACUGACUAAAGCUAAGAAAUUUCCUUCCAACCCCAGACAAGGGAUGUGUGACAUUCGGUUUAGGGACAGGUGUGCAAACGGUGAUAUUAAUUCUGAUUUUCCCCCCCCAUACAUGGUUACAAAUGACAAAAUGAAAAUACUGGAUUGAAUAGUGCACUUUUUAAUUAAUAUUUUUUUGUAUUUUGGUCUUGAGUUUUGCGCGCUUUCUCUCUCUCUCUUUUAUCCUCUUUGUCAGACUGGAUGUUAAAUUGUAUAGAUGUCUUAAAUAUAUAUUUUUUUUGUUAAAUAAUUCUAAUAAAACAUGGUUCUAGCCAAAUUGUUUUUACACUGCUAGCUUUCACUAAAAAAAAAAAGAGAAUAUCA